AGGAAGCUCCCGACGGGUCUCUGAUCCAAACCCCACUUGUCAAUUUCGCUGGAAACUUUACUUUGUCGUGUGGUGGAGUUCUUUCACCAUGCUGGCGGUAUUUCCUCUGCUACAUACCUAUGGUACCCAUUCAAACAUGGAACGAGGAAGGAAUUGACAGCCCUGUCUGUCCACCUGGGUGGUACUCCUCAAGGCUCGAAUCCCAGCACGGGUAACUUCCAUGUCCAUGUUUCUGACUCUGUGUAUGAAAAUCGCUUGACUUUUGUUUUAUCUAAUUUACGAGACGCUGACCCAGGCGCGGCAUAAAUAUGUUGGCCGUCCCCCUCACGCCGAACAUUCUUUGUUGAAUCUCUGACCACCUCACCGUCUUACCUCAGUCUUUCCUUUAAACUCAUAGGUCAAGGUCCUAUUUUUCUUCUGUUCAAUCUUUCACCGAUUUUAAUCUUCUAUAAAAAAAAUAUGAAGUUUUCACUAUCUGCUUUGGCUUUGGCCAAUGCCGUCUCGGCAACCCGGUGGAUGGUCUACUACGACCAAUACCACACGACGGCUCCUCCUAACAAGACCAUCACCGCGGGAAUUACACAUGUCAUCACUGCAUUUGCCCAAUCAGACUUGUUCCUCAACUCUACGGGCCAAUACCAGCCCUUCAAGUCGCUCACUGAUGUCCGCGCCUUGUUCGACAAUGGAACAAAGGUCUGCAUGGCUAUCGGUGGAUGGGGAGACAACACCGGAUUCAGCAAGGCCGCCCUUACCGACGACAGCCGCAAGGAGUUCGCCAAGAACGUGGCUGCUACCGUCAACAGGCUGGGCUACGACUGUGUUGACAUGGAUUGGGAGUUCCCCGGCGGCAAUGGCGCCGACUACAAGCAAAACCCCAACUCUGGCCGUGUGAGCGAAAUUCAGACGUUCCCUCUGCUCCUUCAGGAGAUCAAGGCUGCCAUUGGCACCAAGGAGCUUUCGAUCGCCGUACCGGGUAAGGAGGUCGACAUGAUCGCCUACACUGCCGAGCAAGUUCCCAAGAUCAACGCCGCCGUCGACUUCAUCAACGUCAUGGCCUAUGACCUGAUGAACCGCCGUGACAACGUCACCCUGCCCCACACCGACGUCAAGGGCUCUGCCGCCGUCAUCGACAAAUAUAUCUCUCUUGGCUGCGACCCCAAGAAGCUCAACCUGGGCUUCGCCUUCUACGCCAAGUGGUUCACGACCGCCAAGGGUGUCACCUGCACCACCUCUAGCGGAUGCGCGACGGCCGUCCUCGAGGAUGCCGACGGUAACGACACUGGCCUCUCGGGCGCCUUCACCUUUGAGGCCGCCAACUAUGCCACCACCCCCACCAACCUGACCACCUCCCCAGACUCGUCCUGCGGCUCCAGCACCUUCUACAAGUGCUCCGAGGGCAACUGCUGCAGCCAGUACGGUUUCUGCGGCGAUACUUCGGCACACUGCGGAACCGGCUGCCAGUUUGGCUACGGCAACUGCACCGGCUUUUCCACCAAGGACUCGUUCCAGAAGGCCCUCGCCAACGGCAAGACCGACGAAGCGCUCGGAGCUCAGUGGUACUGGGACUCGGAAGCCACCCUCUACUGGACCUGGGACACCACCACCCUCAUGAAGAAGAAGAUCAACGACAUCAUCCUCGCAAAGGGUCUCGGUGGCGGCUACGCCUGGUCUCUGGGUGAGGACACCUUCGACUGGACCCACAUGGCUACCCUUAGGGAUGGCCUGAAGAAGAAGUGCAAGGCUUGAAGAAGAAUCAAGAAUAUCAAAGCCGUUGGGGGCAAUCAAUGGAAGGAAGUGGGGGAAAUAUCAAGGUUUAACUGCGUUUGAACCGUUUGUUCUUGUUUGUGUUAUUUAUCAAGAUUCUAUACCUUCGCCAACUGGCGUCAAUAACUUUUCCUAUAGUCGAAUUGAAGACUCUUCCUUAAAG
Pyricularia grisea is the source of this 1927-nucleotide messenger RNA. RefSeq lists its product as uncharacterized. The record is from RefSeq and is a predicted model, not a curated record. Bases 460 to 1746 code for a protein of 428 amino acids. The transcript has 3 exons. NCBI's taxonomy places the organism in Eukaryota, Fungi, Ascomycota, Sordariomycetes, Magnaporthales, Pyriculariaceae. Gene Ontology annotation, cellular component: extracellular region. Gene Ontology annotation, molecular function: chitinase activity; chitin binding. Gene Ontology annotation, biological process: carbohydrate metabolic process; chitin catabolic process.